This is a messenger RNA of Opisthorchis viverrini, 318 nucleotides long. RefSeq lists its product as hypothetical. The record is from RefSeq and is a predicted model, not a curated record. Bases 1 to 318 code for a protein of 105 amino acids. Lineage: Eukaryota; Metazoa; Platyhelminthes; Trematoda; Opisthorchiida; Opisthorchiidae. The transcript has a single exon.
AUGGAUAUGCAAACAACUUCAAUCUGUUCAAUAGCGUCUCUCAAACCUGAUUCAAGCUUGCACGAAGAGCUAAUGUCAAGACAACUGCAGCAACGAAAUAAAAAACAACCCCUGGAACAGCCGGUCACCCACUCAGACUACCAAGAGUCAGUUACAUUCUCAGCUGAGGCAGCGAACACUAUUCAACAACAUAAGCACCCUGAACAAGCGAGUCAAACAGAACUCCAGGAAUAUCACCCACUACUGUCAGAAGAGAUCAGUACUAGUCGCAGAAAAUCCAUCCAGAUCGUACGUCCAAGCAGAGUGUUCACACAGUAA